Molecule: messenger RNA, 1494 nt
Organism: Plasmodium gallinaceum
Lineage: Eukaryota; Apicomplexa; Aconoidasida; Haemosporida; Plasmodiidae
Product: conserved Plasmodium protein, unknown function
Exons: 1
Coding region: 1-1494 (497 amino acids)
Source: RefSeq, a predicted model, not a curated record
AUGAGAAAUAAAAAUAUGAAUCUAAAUAUUAUAAUAAAAGCUAGUUUUCCUAGAUUAAACAGCGAAAAAAAAAAAAAAAAAAAAAAUGCAAAAAUAUCAUCUAAACCCAAAUCAGAAAAAGAGAAUUCAGAUAAAAAAAAAAUAAAAAAUAUAAAAAAAAAAGAAAAUUUUUUAAGUAAUAAAUUAAUUAUAAGUACCUCUUUAUUAUCUUAUGAUAAAAGAAAAAACAUAAAGUUAUUUAAUGAUUCCUUUAAUAAGAAAAAAGUAACUUCAAAAAAAAGUUUCCCAGAAAAAGAUAAAUAUAGAAAAAUUUACACAAAAAGACAAUUUUCAAAUAAAUCUAAUAAUUUGAAUAAAUUUUCUGCGAAAAGUAUAUUAAAUAUUAACAUUCCAAAAAAUUCCAAAAAAAAAAAUAUAGGUAAUAUUCUUGGAAGUAAAUUAAUAAAAUCAAGCAUAAAAAUAGUUGAUACUACUAAUAAAAAAAGAAAUUUUUCAAGUAACCUUCAAAAAAAUACUCAAAAAAAAAAUAAAUAUAUUUCAUCAGAUUUAAAAAUAAUCUUAAAUAAAAGAAAUUACAAAUUAAAAAAAGGAGUUGCGCAAUUAGAAAAACCAUUAAAAAAAAAAAAAAAUAAAAUAAAAAACUUUAUUACAUUAAAAAAAAAUUUAAACACAAUGGAAGAUAAGGAAAAUCAAGGAGAUAACUCACACAACGGAAACGAAAAAAAGGAAGUAGAUGAUCAAAUCGAAUUAAAAGAAGAUAAAGAAAUGAACAUAAAAAAUGAUAAAGAAGUAAAAGACACAAAGGAUCAAGAAAUGAAUAUGAAAAAAGAUGAAAAAAUGGAUACAAUAAAAAAUGAAAAAAUGGAUACAAUAAAAAAUGAAAAAAUGAAUACGACAAAAGAUGAAAAAAUGAAUACGACAAAAAAUGAAAAAAUGGACACGACAAAAGAUCAGGAAACAAAUGUUGAAAAAAAUAAAAAUGUAAUUGCACAAGAUGUUGAAAAAAACAAUAAAGAAAAAAAAGAAAAAUUAAUUCAAGAUAAAAUUUCAAAAAAUUAUGCAUUAAAUUAUAGUAAUUCAUGUAUACAUAAAUCAGAAAAUUUAGAAUAUUAUUUUUCAGAAGGGACUUAUGAACCUUCGAACGAUAUUUUUAAUGAGAACUAUCAAAAGGUCACAAAUACUUUAUUGCCUGGGUAUACAAUAACAGCUUGUGAAGAUAUAUACCAGGUUAAUAAGGAUGAUACAAUUUCAGAUAUUCGUGACUUAAAGAAAAGUGGGGAAUAUAUUUAUAAAAGUUAUUUUCCAACACAUAAAUUUAUUCCUCAUUUAAAUAAUAAUCCUGUAAAAGAAGCAUAUUAUUUAAGAAAUCAUGAAGUACUAUAUAAUUAUUUAUAUACAUCAUCUGAUUUAACACGUGGCAGUUUACAUGAGCAAAGCAAUAUGGUUGUUGCAUAUCCAUAUGGUGUUCCAUUUAUUGAUAUUAAAAAAAAAUAA